AUGGUUCAAACCUACAAGAUUUUCGGCGCCAACAUCGGCUCGCACUACCUGGCGAUGGGCGUCCUCGGCACCAUGUUCGCUGGCUCUUAUCUGGCUUUGGGUGGCAGCAAGGCGAAGCCCGCUACUCCCCCAAUCAACGCCGCCAGCUCCGACGAAGCCGACUUCAUUAAGAACUUUAUCGACCAGGCCGAAGCGGACGAGAAGAAGAACGCGCCCGCAAAACAUUAG
Molecule: messenger RNA, 228 nt
Organism: Dichotomopilus funicola
Lineage: Eukaryota; Fungi; Ascomycota; Sordariomycetes; Sordariales; Chaetomiaceae
Exons: 3
Coding region: 1-228 (75 amino acids)
Biological process (GO): proton motive force-driven ATP synthesis
Source: RefSeq, a predicted model, not a curated record